CGCUCAUCGCUCAGCACUGUGUAGUUAUCGUUCGUCGAGGCAAGACACGCCACGGCCAGUUCGAGCGCGUGCUCGUCCAUCUGGUUUUCUUUCUUCUGAUUUUUUGUUUUGUUUUUCGGUGGUAGUAGCAUCCGACGACAGCAGUUGCCUGCGGGAAUACGACGGACGGACAGCUGUUUUCUUUUCGUUGCUGUAUCCGUAGAGUGACGGCACCAUGAACCGCGACAAAGACUUCAGUAAGAACAAAACCGAAAACCCGAUCCAGAAUGCGUCGUUCAUUUCGCGGCGCACCUUCUGGUGGUUGAAGGACAUCUUCCGGGCGGGUCACCGGAAGGAGAUCACCGAAGAGAUGAUCUACGAGACUCUCCCCGAGCACCGCAGCCGCCUACUGACCGACAAUUUCGAUCGACUAUGGACCGACGAGCUGCAACGGCCGCAGCCAAAACUGAUGCGAGCCUUCCUGCGUGGCUAUGGCAUGGUUACCCUUUUUUGGGGCUUGCUGUUCUCGGUCCUGGAAACGGCCAACCGGGUGGCACAGCCGCUCUUCCUAGGUGGACUGGUGUCAUACUUUUCCCCCGAUCAAACCGAAAUCAGCGAACGGGCAGCAUACGGGUACGCAGCCGGAAUUAUAAUCUGUGCGCUGAUACCGGUUAUCACAUUCCAUCCAUUCAUCAUGUUCAUCUUUCAAAUCGGGUUGAAGCUACGCGUCGGCUGCUCCUGCCUUAUCUACAAUAAGUCACUUAAGCUCACGAAGUCAACGACCGCUGGCGAUGGAUUGAACGGGAAGAUCUUGAAUCUACUCACCAAUGACGUCAGCAAGUUCGACAUUGCCCUAGCAUUUAUCCACGACCUGUGGAAGGGUCCCAUGGAAGCCCUCCUGCUCGGGUACUUCAUCUACAAAGAACUGGACUACCCGGGACUGCUCGGAAUGGGCUUCCUACUCAGCUUCAUUCCACUGCAAGCUUGGAUCGGUAAAAAGACAGCCACCUAUCGGAUGAAGGCGGCCAAGCGAACCGAUCUUCGCGUUCGCUUCAUGAACGAAAUCAUCCAGGGCAUUCAGGUUAUCAAGAUGUACACCUGGGAAAACUCCUUCGCCAAAAUGGUCGAGGAAGUUCGCCGGAAGGAGGUCAAUGCCAUCCGUGGAGGCGCCUACGUCCGCGCAACGCUAAUCUCAUUCUUCGUAGUUUCACGGGUUUCGAUCUUUCUCAGCCUGCUUUCCUACACCUACACCGGAAAUGUUAUCACUGCCCGCAAGGUGUUCAUCGUGACCAGUUACUACAGUAUCCUAAACGAUUCGAUGGUGCACUUUUGGCCGAUGGCGAUUACGUUCUGUUCCGAGGCGUACAUCUCCGUGAUACGAAUUCAGCAGUUUUUGCUAACGCCGGAGGGAAAGCCGAAGACGACGCAGCCAGCGCCAGAAGCGACCACAAAUCAAGAAGGACCGGUGAAGAGUAGUGUUUUGAUCGAUGAUGAAGAGAAGAAAAAAGCGAAGAACAAUGGUCUGGUGCCGAAUGGUGGAGAAGCGGUGAACGAAGAAGUGGAAACACUGUUAUCGGCAAAGAGAGUGGUGAAUUUGGACAGUGACAAGAAGAGUCUGGUGAUGGAAGAAGUGACUGCGCGGUGGGCUGUCAGUGAAGAAGAGUCGAACGUGGGCGUGAAGGCCGUCAGUAUGACGGUGCAAGCCGGGCGGUUGUGUGUCGUAAUCGGACCAGUGGGUUCGGGAAAGACCACCUUGCUGCAGGUUAUCCUGGGAGAGUUGGAGGUUGAUGAAGGAACGGUGCAGAUUAAUGGAUCGCUCAGCUAUGCGGCUCAAGAGCCGUGGUUGUACGAAAGCAGCAUUAGGAAUAACAUCCUGUUCGUGGAGGAGUACGAUGAGCAGCGGUACUUGGAAGUGGUUCGAAUAUGUGCCUUGGAACGAGACUUGCAGCUGUUGCCUCAUGGUGAUCAAACGAUCGUCGGAGAGCGCGGAAUAAGUUUAAGCGGAGGACAGAAAGCAAGAGUCAACUUAGCUCGAGCCAUCUACAAGAAGAGUGAUAUCUACAUAUUGGACGACCCGCUCUCAGCGGUCGAUAGUCACGUGGGCAAGCACAUCUAUGAGAUGUGCAUACGUGAGUUUCUAGUGGAUAAGGUGUGCGUCCUGGUGACGCAUCAGUUGCAGUAUUUGAACGAAGUUCAACACAUAGUUCUGAUGAACGGAGGCCAGGUCGAAGCUCAGGGAUCCUAUCGGGAGAUUAAGAAGACCAAGCUCGAUUCGAUCUUGGCGCUGACACCGGAGGAGUCUCCCAAAGAGAAUAAGUUCGACUUCCAAAUUUUCUCCGCUCACACGGAGAAAGUUAACCUGGACCAGGAGAAGCAGGUCGAAGAGAAAGAAUCUCAAGGCGAAGGAUCCGUAGGGUUUUCGGUGUACAAGACCUACAUCACCGCGAUCAACAGCUACGGUUGGAUAGUCUUCAUCUCAGCGCUAAUUGUGCUGUCCCAGAUUGCCGUCAGCAGUGUAGAUUACUACGUCGCCGAGUGGGUCAACUGGGAAGAAUCUCUGGGUAAGGUCAACCAAAGCGUAGUCUACCUGAAGGAGAAUCAAACAAUCGAAGAUUUGCUGGACAUCAAUGUUCUGGAGGAACUGCAGGCGGAAGCAAACCAUGAACCCGAACGCGAGCGGUACAUCCUGGUUUACACGAUUCUGAUAGCGAUCUUCAUCUAUCUGAUCUUGCAGCGUACGUUCUCGUUCUUCUACGCGUGCUUGCGAAUCUCGAUGAAUCUCCACGAUCGAAUGUUCCGCGGUUUGACCCGCGCAACAAUGUACUUCUUCAACAACAAUCCAUCCGGCCGGAUACUGAACCGGUUUUCCAAGGACAUCGGAUCGAUCGAUACCUCACUGCCAAUGUCGUUGCACGACUGCCUGGUGUUCUUCCUGGAAAUGAUCGCCGUCGUAUCGUUGGUUUCGAUCGUCAACUACUGGUUCCUCGCACCGACGAUCGUCGUCGCAGUAAUCAUGUUCCUGCUCCGUAAGGCAUAUCUAAACACGUCCCGGGUGAUCAAACGGAUCGAGUCGGUAAACCGAUCGCCGAUUUUCUCGCAUCUGAACGCUACCCUCCAGGGUUUGUCCACCAUUCGGGCAUUCCGGGCGCAGAGCGUUCUAAGCCAAGAGUUUAACAACUACAUGGACGUUAACACGUCGGCGUGGUUCAUCUUCCUGACGAGUACGCGGGCAUUUGCCUUCUGGUUGGACAUGGUGUGUGUCAUCUACAUUGCGGUGGUAACGUUGAGCUUCCUGGUAGUCGGACAGAAUAGCUUGGGCGGAAGCGUGGGACUGGCGAUUACGCAGACCAUCAGCUUGAUCGGGAUGUGCCAGUGGGGCAUGCGACAGUCGGCGGAGCUGGAGAACGAAAUGGUCUCGGUGGAGAGGGUCAACGAGUAUACGAAUCUGCCGUCGGAGCCACCACCGGAGACGGCACCAAAGAAUCGACCGCAAGGCGAUUGGCCAGAGCACGGUGUGGUGAAGUUUAUCAAUGUGGAUUUGAGGUACUCGGAAGAUGGCGAGAAGGUGCUGAAGGAUUUGAGUUUUACCAUUCGGUCUAACGAGAAGGUUGGAAUCGUUGGACGAACGGGUGCAGGGAAGUCUUCGCUGAUCCAGGCGCUGUUCCGGUUAGCUCCGUGUGAGGGCACGAUUGAGAUUGAUGGUAUCGAUACCAAGACGCUGGGGCUGCGGGACUUGAGGAGUAAGAUAUCGAUCAUUCCGCAGGAUCCGAUACUGUUUUCAGGGACGUUGAGAAGCAAUUUGGAUCCGUUCGAGGAGAAGUCCGAUGACGAGCUGUGGAGUGCGCUGGAUCAGGUGGAACUGAAGGAAGCCGUGUCCUCGCUGGCUGGAGGAUUGGAGUGCAAAAUGUCCGACGGGGGUAGCAACUUCAGCAUGGGUCAGCGACAGCUGGUUUGCCUAGCCCGGGCCAUCUUGAGGCAGAACAAGAUUCUGGUGCUGGAUGAAGCCACUGCCAACGUUGAUCCAGAAACCGACAAACUGAUCCAGACGACAAUCCGGACAAAGUUUGUCGACUGUACAGUAUUAACGAUUGCCCAUCGGCUGCACACGGUCAUGGAUAGCGAUCGGGUGCUGGUGAUGGAUGCCGGAAGGAUGGUGGAAUUCGGCCAUCCGCACGAUCUGCUGCAUGGUCCAAGCGGGUAUCUCCGCCGGCUGGUUGACCAAACGGGAGUGGCCAGUGCGGCUCUACUCAUCCGGAUAGCCGAUGAAAACUACCGGAAGCUGCAGGAGCAGUAGGAACUUACACAGGAACGUUUUCAACUGUUAUUAGCAUAAGCGACUUACUACACUCAAAAGCGAUAGCUUCAGGAUAAAAGUGCUUAAUUUUUGCUUAUCGACAGAGAUUAGCUGGGAAACCACAACUUUUUACUACGCCUGUAGGACACAAUUUUAUAACUUAGAUACACAGCAGAAGAAGCAAUAAAUGGUAGCAAUUUUUUAAUCUUCUUA
Messenger RNA from Ochlerotatus camptorhynchus, 4486 nucleotides. RefSeq names its product ATP-binding cassette sub-family C member 4-like. Gene Ontology annotation, biological process: transmembrane transport. Gene Ontology annotation, cellular component: membrane. The coding region runs from base 215 to 4273 and encodes 1352 amino acids. Gene Ontology annotation, molecular function: ATP hydrolysis activity; ATP binding; ABC-type transporter activity. The transcript has 5 exons. Lineage: Eukaryota; Metazoa; Arthropoda; Insecta; Diptera; Culicidae. The record is from RefSeq and is a predicted model, not a curated record.